Molecule: messenger RNA, 3966 nt
Organism: Chaetomium strumarium
Lineage: Eukaryota; Fungi; Ascomycota; Sordariomycetes; Sordariales; Chaetomiaceae
Product: phosphatidylinositol-3,5-bisphosphate 5-phosphatase
Exons: 1
Coding region: 292-3678 (1128 amino acids)
Biological process (GO): phosphatidylinositol dephosphorylation
Cellular component (GO): intracellular membrane-bounded organelle
Molecular function (GO): phosphatidylinositol-3,5-bisphosphate 5-phosphatase activity
Source: RefSeq, a predicted model, not a curated record
CCGUAAUUCGAGGUCGUAGAAUCCAUAGAAAUGCAAUAAACCUAUCAAGCCCUUCAAAAAUGCUCUGUUUUGGCCAGUUUGAUGCGUUCUACCAUAUCUGUUUGGCUGCCCGGCCAUUGUUUUACUUGCCCGGCCUUUGUCGUUCUUACCUGUGCUGUCAAAUGCAAUGCCAAGACGACUUGGUGGUUUUCCUCCCACAGUGGCUGGGUGGGCAAUGUGGGUCCUACUGUUUGACGUCACGUUUGGAGCAUCCGCGCAUCCCAUCGAUAAGCAACAUGUGCGACCGAGACCAUGGCUGACAUGGGCGAGACGGAACUCGCGAGCGCAAGUACCAUUGUAGGUGCGGCACCUCCGGACACGGCAGCCCAACGUCAACCGGCAUCGCAGCAGCAGCAGCAGCAGCAACAGCAACAACAGCAGCCUCCGCAGCAACCACGGCCGCCCGAAGCCAAAGACACGCCAGAGCCCAUCUUCCCGCCGCUGCAUAAUAAUGCUGCCACGGAUGCCGACUCGAUUGCGUCGGGCGCCUCGGCUCCCUCGCGUGCCGGCGGCGGGGGUGUAGGGGAUGACAAUGACGAGGACGAACCGGCUGUCGCGCGGCCCUUUCACCGCAGUUCGAGCCCUGAUCCGGCGUCACGCCCCGGCCUGGGCAGAACCGUCGAGGACGAUGAAGAUGACGAUGGGGGCUUGCGCACUGGCGUCGCCGACGGAACGGGAGGGCCACGGCCGCGUCUCAAGUUGAAGCAGCAAAUGCACCGGUACAGCCUGUAUGAGACAGCGAGUCGCUUCUACAUUGUCGGCGGCGAUGUAACCGAGAAGCGCUACCGCAUCCUCAAAAUCGACCGCACCAACGAGGACGCCUCGGAGCUGAGCAUGACCGACGACAAGACCGUCUACACACAGAAGGACAUGAAUCAACUGCUCGACACCAUCGACGACGGCAACAAGGGGACCGGCGGACUGAGGCUGCGCUGCACAACCUGGGGUCUGCUGGGGUUCAUCAAGUUCACAGGUCCCUAUUACAUGCUGCUGAUCACCAAGAAAAGUACCGUCGCUAUGAUCGGCGGCCACUACAUCUACCAGAUCGACGGCACCGACCUCAUUCCCCUGACAUCGCCCAGCUUCAAGAUGGACCAGCGCAACACCGAGGAGUCGCGCUUCCUGGGGAUCCUCAACAAUCUGGACCUGACGCGUUCCUUCUACUACAGCUACUCCUACGACAUCACGCGAACCCUGCAGCACAAUAUCACCCGGGAGAGGACGGCCCUUCUCAACGGCCUUCCGUGCUCCGCAGAUGACGACCUCAACUCCAUGUUCGUUUGGAACAACCACUUGCUUCAGCCAGCCGCCAAAGUCCUCAAUGCGCCUUUUGACUGGUGCCGGCCGAUUAUCCACGGCUAUAUCGACCAGGCUGCUGUGUCUGUCUACGGGAGGACAGCCCACAUCACGAUCAUUGCUCGGAGAAGCAGAUUCUUUGCGGGCGCCAGGUUCCUGAAGCGAGGAGCCAACGACCUGGGGUACGUGGCCAACGAUGUCGAGACGGAGCAGAUCGUUUCAGAAGCCAUGACGACCUCGUUCCAUGCGCCGGGUCCCAAGUUCUUUGCGAACCCUACGUACACCUCAUACGUGCAGCAUCGCGGCUCCAUACCGCUCUACUGGACGCAGGACAACACGGGUGUCACGCCAAAGCCGCCGAUAGAGUUGAACCUGGUAGACCCUUUCUACACCGCAGCAGCCCUGCAUUUCGACAAUCUCUUUGAGCGCUACGGUGCUCCCAUCUAUGUGCUGAACCUGAUCAAGGCUCGUGAGCGGACGCCGCGCGAGAGCAAGUUGCUGGAAGAGUACACGCGCGCGAUCGCCUACCUCAAUCAGUUUCUACCCGCCGAUAAGAAGAUCAUCUACCGUGCCUGGGACAUGUCGCGCGCUGCCAAAAGCCGCGACCAGGACGUGAUUGGCACGCUCGAGGCCAUCGCCGAGGAAGUGGUCAAGGCAACGGACUUUUUCCAGAACGGUGACGGUCAUACAGAUCCGAUUCGGGUGCAGAACGGCGUGGCACGUACGAACUGCAUCGACUGCCUGGACCGGACCAACGCAGCUCAGUUUGUCAUUGGGAAGCGAGCGCUGGGCCACCAACUCCAUGCCCUCGGCAUCUUGGGCGACACUACGAUUGAGUACGAUACAGAUGCUGUGAAUCUGUUCACCCACAUGUACCACGACCACGGCGACACCAUCGCCGUGCAGUAUGGCGGGUCGCAGCUGGUCAACACGAUGGAGACAUACCGGAAGAUCAACCAGUGGACCAGCCAUUCGCGAGACAUGAUAGAGAGUUUCAAGCGCUACUACAACAACUCGUUCCUGGAUGGCCAGCGCCAGGAAGCCUACAACUUGUUCUUGGGGAACUACAUAUUCGCGCAGGGACAGCCUAUGCUGUGGGAUCUGGCCACGGACUACUACCUUCAUCACGAGGACCCCCGGACAUGGCUGGAGAAGCGGAAGCGUGACUACAUCAACUGGUACACGCCACAGUUUCUAGAAAAGCGCCUGCUCCCGCCGUACCCCCAAAUCAAGCAAGCCACAGCCCGAAAGCCCAUCUCAGCCUAUGACGACUACUGGCUGGAAUACUACCGCCCUUCCACCCUCUCCUCCUUCCCCAAGAUGUUCCCCUACAAGAUGAAUUCCACCAUCAAGUACAUUCCCCUCAAGGCGACCCAGGACGGCCGGUACGACCUCAGCCCGUUUCGGGUGCGCAACGAGGCCGACGGCGAUGCCCACGAGCGGAAGAAGGCCAAGAAGGAAGUGACUAUAGUGGCCCCCCACGACUUCUCUCGGGUUGCCGACGAUACCGAGAAGCCUAUGACUCCUACUACACCUACAGUCAACGGUAACGGUGGCCGCCUGUCACUCCACCGCUGGCUGCACGAGAAACAUCACCCCCACAGUCCCUAUGCACACCACCAUCGCCACUCCAGCCUCGAAAAGGAUUCCUCAUCCCCAUUCAGUCACGACCACAACCAUAACAACAACAGCGCAGAUGAAGUUGCCACAGCCUCCCCACGCCACAGCCCUGGUUAUCACCGUAGCAGUAGCAACCCGCACCAUCAUCAAGCACAACAACAUCCGCAAUCCCGCACCGGCAACGGGAGCGGAACCCCGACCACGACACCCAGUGAAAGGCCGCACCACCACCAGACCGCCCUCGAAAAGUCGCGCGCCGCCCAGUGGACCUUCACCCAGGUGGUGCACGACAGCCUCAACCCGUCCGUGACACCCGCCGAGGCCGCCGACUACGCGCGCUACGUGGCACACCCGUACAACCUGCCGCUGGUCGUGUCAUCGGAGCUCCUCCCCUCCGAGGCGGAGGAGAUCGAACCGGAGUAUGUCCAGUAUGUGGCCGGGAGUUGGCGGGACGAGGGGUUGGGUAGCCUUCCCAACUACGACGGUACCAACAACAGGGCGAAUGGUUGGGCCGGGACUGGAGGUGGUGCAGGUCAGGGGAACGAGGAGAGAGAGAACGGGGAGGAGGCGUUGUCGGGAGACAUGGCGCUGUAUUUCGAGACGGUGCAAGUGCCGGAGAACCCGCUGACGGUCACGGAGGACGACGCGCUCAAGAAGCGGUACAAGGCGUAUCGCAAGUGGCUGAGGGGCAAGAGCUUGUUUAAGCAGCAGCCGGUGGACUAGGAGAUGCCGCCGACGCUGUCUGCUGCUGCUGCUGUGCUGUUAGGGUCUGGGAGCCGCGCUGGUCGCCAUGGUGGUGAUGAACGGGCUUCGUGGGGUGGCGAGUCCAUUAUCACAAUGCCGGAGCAAAGCCCAGUCAGACCUCAAGAUACAACUGACAACGGAAAUGGGGAGUUCAGUUGGAGGGAGAGAAGAGCCCACCCAGACGAGGCUCUUUCUCCACUAGGGGCGCGACGUGCACCGAGAGAUCGAUCGCCCCCUCGGCUGUCUUUAGCACGGUGGAUAAGGCUU